Tarenaya hassleriana is the source of this 1434-nucleotide messenger RNA. RefSeq lists its product as uncharacterized. The transcript is spliced from 2 exons. Bases 288 to 1232 code for a protein of 314 amino acids. Lineage: Eukaryota; Viridiplantae; Streptophyta; Magnoliopsida; Brassicales; Cleomaceae. The record is from RefSeq and is a predicted model, not a curated record.
UCCUCUGUAGGAGACACCCAUCAUUUGCUCUCAACAGUCACUUUCAUCCUUAGAAAUCUGAGCUGCUGCUGCUGCUGGCUGCUUCUUUCUCUUCUCUCACUCCCUUCCAAUCUAUACAUACACACAUACACAUAUAGAGACACACAUACACGCGCAUUUAUACUUCCCAACCUCUAUAUAACCUUUUCUUUUCUCCAUUCUCUCUCCCCUUCAAAGUUUGUCUCGCCUCUCUUGUCCACUCACCAAAACCCACUUCACAAGAUCGGAUCUUUUUCUAGGGUUCAUCAAUGGAUCCGUCUUCUGCAAACUCGGUGAACGGAUUCUACUCAUUCCUCAACAGAUCAAUGGAGGAUCUCGAGAGGGUCUAUCACUCGAACAACUUCAUGUCCGUACAGUUCCUGCAGAGAGUGAUCUGUCUCCUCCGGACAUCGCACUCGCGUCUGAUCCUCCUCGUCCAGAAACUUCAGCUGCCUGUCGGAGACAAGUGGCUCGACGAGUACAUGGACGAGACCUCCAAGUUCUGGGACGCAUGCCACGUCAUCAAGUCCGCCGUCUCCGCCAUGGACAACUUCUGCUCCGCCGGAAUCUCCAUCGUCUCCUCCCUCCAAAAACUCAACUGUUCCCCCCCCCCAGAAACUCAGGUGAUUCGAGCCAUAUCCGGUUGCAGAAGAGAAGCAGUAGGGUUAGAGCAAGAGAACAGAGCUUUAAUGGAGAAUCGGGUCCAAGCGCUGCCGUUCUGGUCGGACCCGACAUCAUCGGCGGGGGUGAUGGAGUCGUCGAAGGUACAGAACGGAUUCAGCGGGUUUCGAGGAGUACUUAACGCGACGAGGAACAUGAGCUCGCUCCUCCUGAUGAUCCUGAUGCAAGGCCUCGUCUACUGUUUUCCCGGCGACCCCACAACACCGCAGCAAACGGCGGCGGGAGGAGGAGGAGGAUUCACGGCGGCGAUGGGGAGGAUGAAGCAGAGGGUGGCGGCGGAGGUGAGGCUGAGGAAGGGGAUACAGUUGUAUGAGUACAGGAGGAGCAAGGCGGCCAUGGAAGAGCUGGAGGAAGAGCUCGAGCGGAGGAGCGGAGAGGAGAUGGAGAGGGAGAAGGUGGAGAGGGUGAAAGGGCUUAUUGGGGGUUUGAGGGAUGGGACUGAGAGUAUUCUCUUUCAGAUCGAUGAUUUCUUGGAUGAAAUUGUUGAAGGAAGGAAGAAACUUUUGGAUUUGGCAUCUCAUCAUAAUAUAUAAUUCAUCAUCUUAAUCCAAAUUCAUGAAUCUGUUUUUUUUUUGGGGCAAUUUGUUGUUGUAAAUUUUACUCUUUUCUUUGCUAAGCGAUCUCCUUUUUGUUUUUUUCCCCCUAUUUGAAGUUGACAACUACAAGACAAAAGAAGGGCUUACACCAACAAAAGAGAAAACAGUUGCUUACAUAUAUAUAUAUAUAUACACAUAU